Macrobrachium nipponense is the source of this 13789-nucleotide messenger RNA. Its product is annotated as matrix metalloproteinase-2-like. The transcript has 12 exons. Gene Ontology annotation, cellular component: extracellular matrix. Gene Ontology annotation, molecular function: metalloendopeptidase activity; zinc ion binding. Gene Ontology annotation, biological process: collagen catabolic process; proteolysis; extracellular matrix organization. The record is from RefSeq and is a predicted model, not a curated record. NCBI's taxonomy places the organism in Eukaryota, Metazoa, Arthropoda, Malacostraca, Decapoda, Palaemonidae. Bases 614 to 2599 code for a protein of 661 amino acids.
GACUCGCGGCAGGCCAGUGUCCUACGGUCGGUUGCGAAGGGAACGCACCACAAAUGCUCUGGGAACACUAACACUGGUGUCGUUGUGUUUUGAUUUGAUGACGCUGAAACUACGUGUGUUGAAAGUGAAAGUGUGUUGAUAUAAUGUGCAGCCGUGACCUCUGUUUCCUAAAGACGGUUAUAAGUUAAAUUUUUUCUUUCGAUCACGUUUAUAUGUUAUGCUAGCCAAGGCUACAGAUACUUCUGUGUUGCAUUUUUGCUUAAGCUGAAUACAAAAGGGGAAGAUGGUGUAGACGAAUAGUGAAAGGCGUACGAAUGCAAGGAAAAUUAAUGGUGAAGUGAUGAUGAUAUCACAUCAUGACGACAAUUUCCUCUUGUUAGUACUAUAAGUAAAGAGCGGUUAGAGGCUGCAUGCAAAUUGCAAGUGGCUCGCCUUGGCAGUAGCAGACGAUACCGAAAGUACGAUCUCAUUGUUAAAAGAGUUGUAAAAGUGAAAAGGUAGCAGAGCGUUCACCCCAGCCCAGCCUCAUGACAGCAGCAACACCGCCUACGUCAGGGGGAAGAAUUCAUUGAUUAGUUGUGUUGUCAGUGUUGUACGGAUAAGAAACGGCGUGAUGUGCCAGACAGUACACGGGGAGUUGGGGUCCUUGGCAUGGGGCACUGCGGCUACGGGAGGCACCCUGAGAGUGCCAAGACCAGACAUCCAGUGCCACCACCACCCACCACACAACCAAAACAAACCCCACAACCCCCGCCCUUCCUCCUCCUGCAAGGGCGUAGCCAACACGUGUCGACAGCUGACGCUCCUCAUAGCAUGUAGGCAGGGACCUACUCUGAAGUCACUCCUGCUGGUGGCGCUGACGCUGGUUGUGGUGGUCCCGGGGGCGUGGUGCUAUCCCGUCAUGAGUCGUCGUGAUGAAGUUUGGGAGAGAUGGGUACCCAGACAACGCAGAGAACUCAUCAACGAUGAAACGCAAUGGUACCUGAUGAAGUAUGGUUACCUCCCCAUGUCUGAUAUGGAGACAGGGAAUCUUCGGACGGAGUAUCAGCUACGAGAGGCUAUAAAGACCAUGCAGCGCUUUGGUCACAUUCCAGUCACCGGCCGCAUAGACGAGGAUACGAAGGCCUUGAUGAAGCGGCCCCGGUGUUCCUUACCAGAUGUCAUGCCUGGGAAUUAUAACCUCCAAGCCCACAGUCGGGUCAAGAGAUUCGUCAAACAAGGCAGCCGUUGGGACAGAUACAACCUCACUUGGGGGAUUCGGACGUAUCCAACCCAAAUUCGAGAGAGAACCGGAAGACCGGGUCACCUCACCCGAUGGGAGAUUCAGCGCGAGAUCCGAUUAGCUACAGAGGUCUGGGGCAGGGCGUCGCGUCUGGUGUUUCUAGAGCAGGAGAACAACCCAGAGAGAGCAGAUAUCAUCGUUGAUUUUAAAACGGGUUACCAUGGUGAUGGAUAUCCUUUCGACGGUCAAGGAAGGACUCUGGCCCAUGCCUUCUACCCUGGGCAUGGCAUUGGUGGUGAUAUGCACUUCGAUGAUGAAGAAAUGUGGGUUCAGCAUAAAGAUUCAACCGACACGUGGGACCACGUUAGUUUAUUUAUUACUGCAGCGCAUGAAUUAGGCCAUGCGUUAGGCCUUUAUCAUUCAGAUGUCGAAGGGGCCCUCAUGAGUCCUUACCUCAUUAAGUUUCCCUCAACUUUCGACUUGCCCGAAGAUGAUGUUCGGGGAAUCCAGGAACUAUACGGCAUUGAUGAAAACUGGAAGGGAAAUGUCCCUCCGACGCCGCCUCCCAAGCCCACGCAGCCCCCCACCAAAUCGCCCACCAAGAAGCCUGUGCUUCCUCCCAAGAACACAGGCAAACCAGACACUUGUGAUACCGACUUCGAUGCUAUAUCAGUGAUCAGGAGAGAGGUUUAUAUUUUCAAAGGAAAAUAUUUUUGGAGACUCAACUCUGCUGGCGUUCUUCGUCCUAACUACCCUGCUGAAAUCAAUCGAUUUUGGACCAUGCUCCCCAAGAAUAUUACGCACAUAGAUGCCGUUUAUGAAAGACCACACGAUUCAAACAUCGUAUUCUUCGUAGGUGAUCAUUAUUACGUAUGUCAAGGCAACCAUUUACUACUAGAAAGCAAGCCUCUGACAGAACUUGGAUUACCCAAGGAUCUCAAGAAAAUUGACGCAGCUUUUGUCUGGGGCCAUAACGGGAGAACUUAUUUCUUCGCCGAAUCGAUGUACUGGAGGUUUGACGAGACUGUCCAAAAUGUUGAGCUUGAUUAUCCCAGGGAUAUGGUAAUGUGGAGUGGCGUUCCUUACAGUAUUGAUUCAGCUUUCAAAUUCAAUGGUACAACGUACUUCUUUAAGGGGAAAAUAUUCUGGGAAUUUGAUGACCUACGCAUGAAAGUGAAACCCAAAUCCCCAGCUUUAUCGGCACCAUUUUGGUUUGGAUGUCCCAACACAAAAAAUCAGUUCCUUCUGGGCGCUCCCGUCAGCGAAUCAGAUUCAGCUUCAUCAGUGGCUACUAACAUCGUUGCGUUAUCAACAGCACCUCUCACAGUAUUAACUUUAAGGAUAACAACACUACUUUUGUCAAGUCUCAGUUUAUGAAGUGGAAAGUUCAUACUAUGGAUAAACCUCUUACUUUACUCAUGUUUAACUUCCUGAAAGGCAUGUUUAACCGAGUGCUGGGUUACCUCUAUAAACGAAAACUCAUUCAUCAUUCUGCCAGGUGAGUUUUCCUCCGCCACCAGGGGAGGGGGGAGGAGGGGACUGCCCUCUUUCUCUUUGCUUGGCGCUCGCUGCCGCUGGUCAGUGAAUGAUGUGUGUGGCGCGUCAUUGCAAUCGGGUUCCAUGGAUACUACAUAGUUCCAUGAUAAUACUUCACUCAAUCCUUUGUUGUAUAUCACUUGAUGAGGUAAGUACUGUAUCUUUUAGCUAUUCAGUUUUGGGAAUACCUAUAUUAAGAGUAAGGGCUGCAAUUGAUUUCAAAUUGACAGUACUAGUGAACAUUUUUUGUCGCAGAUGCUCACCUUGUUCACAUGCCAUCUAUAGGUAGCUAUACUCAGUAGGUAUUUUGAGGGCAAACUUGUCAACGUUCCCAUUAAAAAUAUACAAGGCAGGCGGUAUUUGUAGGCUGAUGGGUAGUGGUCACUGACCUGGAAAAAAUUGACUGAUUUUCUGUGGGAAUCUUUGUCACGGAGGUUCCCUUGUGCACUGAGUAGUAGGUAUCCCCUUUCCUUGUGACAGCUAAGGGAAUCUUAGUCCUGAUGUAGGUAGUCUUGCUAACCUGUUUCUCUUCUGCUGGAAUAUGCCUUCUAGUUUCUUUCCAAUCCCCAGUGGCUUUCUCAUUCGUGGGACCAUUCCUUGCAGUCCGCGUGGAAUUAUUGCCUAGAAAUACCGUACCAUGUAUUUUGCUUCAGGGAUGUCAUUCACCAGUUUGUGGAGUGUUCUUCAUAAUGCCAGUAUAGGUAGUUGAAAGGGAGGGUAGGCAUCUGACGAAAAGCUCCUUUGUCUCCCAUCUUCCAGGUCUCUUUAAUGGGUAACUCAUUAGGUAAACAGUAGCAGCACCUUUGUUAAUGGUUUGUAAUGAGGAUCACCAUAGGUAUAUAAAGGUUGUAAGGACUAUGGUAGAUACCAACCCUACUGAUGUCCAGUCAUGAAAUAAGUGGUGUCCAUUGUAGGGGUUAUGUUUUUUAUGUAAAUGUAAACCAUCCUAUGAUGGGAAAAAUACGUAUUAUGUAGUUGAAAAGGGACUCCUCCUGGUGGUGGGGGAUACUCAUUUGAGAAAUAAAAACAUUUCAUGCUUUUAUUGAUUUUUUUCAGCACUCGGCUAACUGUGCCUUUCCAGGCAUUAGCAUAAGCCAUAAGGGAAGUAAUUAGUAGUCUGUAUUUGUGGGUCAUGGAAUUUAUUUUGAAUAUUGUAUCAUAGAGGCAAGUACUAUGGUAAGGUAGCAAAUUGCCAGGCCUGGGAGUUUCCUAUUGGAUUAGUUUACAAGAUAGUUUGUUAACAGUUUUACUUUGAGGACAGAAAGAGUAUCAUUAUAAUGUACGUACUAUAUUCUAAUUUUAUGAAGCAGAACUUUAUAAUUGUGGGUGAUAUAGUGAUGUUGGUGUAAUUGAAAGUUUACCCUAAAGUACGUAGCUGAAAUGUUGACUUGAGAAUGCCCUCAGUGUUUUGUGAAGAAUGAAAUAUUGUAUUUUAGAAAGUAAAGGGCUUUUGACCCUUUUAUGUAAUUCCUAAAGAAAUUUACAUAAACUGUACAUUAAAUCAGUAGUAUUGUACUCAGUAAUGUAUCAGUUGGUUUAAUACUGGUACCUACAUAUUACUUCUUGUAACCAAUUUCUCUGCUUAUAGUAACAAGCAUAUAUGAUCUUAGUGUACCCAUUUAAGGAUUCAAACUUUCAGGCAUGGCUGCAUUUUAUAAUAUUGUUUCUUUAAGAAAUAGUUUUUACAGGAAUUGAUAAUGAUUGGUGUAUGCCUUGUAGCAGAGAAAUUAUUAAAAUCCUUUAUUACACCCAAAUUCUUCCAGUUUUGGUAGCCGUCAUUUACUGUGAUUGCACAUGUUUUUAGCAUGAUGUUCUUGGGCUGUAGCUUAUGGUAAUUUGAAGUAUCAAACAGGAUACUGAUAGAAAAGUUCUCACCCAAUGACUAUACAAUAUAGUACAGGUAGUAUAUCAGUCAAUGUUUGUCUGGAGAGACAUCUGAAGCCUUUACUGUAUACAGUAUUUAUAAUUUUUAAAUUCACGUUUUCAUUUAUUUAUUUGUUUGUAUCCUUAUUUUAUUUUUUGAAAACUUGACAAGUCUCAUGUGCUCCAUGACUGUUUACUGAGUUGCAUACUAAAAUUAUUCUAUAAACAGCUUAUAAGCCAUGUGACUUGUCAUUCAUACUUUGUUCACUGCCAGUGGUUUUAUACAUUAUGUACUAAUUUAAAACUCAUUUAAGUCAGUUGUAGAUAUAUGUAAAGAUGGAUGCUGUUAGGCAGAAAUCUGUAUGCUUUUGAGUGACUAGCUACUAUUCAAUACUGAGGACAGUAUACACGCAGAAGUUUUGGCACCAAGUCAGUUGGCUGCCUCUGGGAGAGUACAGUAUUUGGAUGUGGAUACACUGUCUGAAGAUUAAUCUCUAACAGAAUUACAUAUAUCAUAAAUAUAAAAUGUUUCUCCAAAGUGAUUAUUUAAACAAGUACUCUAUGGAUCAGGAAAUGCUUAGGAUUGGAACUGCGCUUAGCUUAGUUGUGAGAGAGUUUUUGAUGACUUACUGUUCAAAACUACUUAACAGGAUGGGUUGUCUGGUAAUGGCAACUAUCCAUUAUCAGAGCUGUCAGGUGUAGCCUACAGUAUGCAUUGCUGGUACCAGAUGCCAGUAAUAAUCUUCUAAGCUCUAUAUGAUCGAUUUAAGAGUAAAAAUGCUAAAUGUGUCUCUAUAGGUAGAAUUGCGUGAAUUUCACUUGAAAAAGGGCUCCAUUAUCCAUGGGGAAUGUGUGCCAAAAAUCCCUGUGGAACCCUGAAACCACAGAUAAUUAUGAACAUCUGUAGACAUGUCACAUUCAAAUAAGAUGUAUUCUUAUACAGUACAUAAUAAUAAGAAAAAAGAUUUUAAAGUAACUUGACUGAGCAAUAUACUACAGGAUUAUGUUCAAAGUGCUAAAUGUGUACUAGUGAACCUGUUUAUGACCAUAUAAACCCUAGUGCCCCUUAUGAUAACCAUUAUCUACUGAUGAUAGAUGAUGAAGAAUAGUAAAUUAUGGAUGCAGUAUUACUUGUAUGUACUUUAACAAAAAAUUCAAAGAUGUGAAGAACAGUUGAUGUUUAUGAAUGUGGUGCUUUGACAUUAUCAUUUUUUGUUUUUAUUGCUUCAGAGCACAGGGAUUUUUUGUCGGUACACAAUAGCAGGCUGAAUCAUACUGCCCAGUUGCACUACCACACACCACUAGAGUUGGCCAGUCCUUUCAUGCUUUAAAGCAUGGCACCUGCUGUUCAGUUUGGUGGACAUAGGUAGCAUUUUUUUUCCAAAAUAGACCUGGUUGUCAUACAGGCAGUCCCUGGAUUAACGUCAGGUUUGGGUUACGUCGUUCUGGACUUAACAACACUAGGCUCACUGCGCCAUUAACCCCUAUUUUUCACUGCCAUUACUCAUUUUAUGGCGCUGUAACCUGGAUUUACAGCAUUUACAGCGCCAUAACAGCGCUAUGUGCUAUUUAUUCCCAUUCUAAUUAUGAUGGUUCUGGUUUAAGCCAAUUUUCGGCUUAUGGCGCGCCACCAGGGAUGGAAUCCUAUUGUAAACCAGGGACUCCCUACUUAAAAACCUGCUUGGGAUUGUAGCCCGUCUUUGAUUACGUAGUUUCUUAAAAUCUCCCUGUAGGAAAUAUGUUGGCAGCCUCGUCAUCCACAGAUGCCAAUUCUUGAGAAAUCUUUUUAUUCUUUAGGUGAAAUUAAUGGUUGAUUGAUUUAAGCAUCCCCUACUGGCUGUGAUUUAAUCAUUCCCUACUGCUGCAAAUUACUUAGUUCCCUCUUUAACUUAAUCACUGAAAUGUUCAUACAGGCUUAAGGCUUUCUGCUAUAGAAUAUUCCAUUGAUAGGAAUACAUCCAUUUGCCAGUUUUCUAUCUAUACACGGCUUUUUCUGCCUUUACCAAUACUUAAUAUCAAACUAUUGAACUAACUUUUGAAUUUGUUGGCUUAUUAGCAAACUUCUCAUUUAUAUUUUAAGUCCUGCUUGAGAAUUUCCUAAUGAUCUCGGCAUAAGAAUAUUUUUCCUAUUUCAGUCAUAUCAAACACUAAGUUUUCAGGUGAAGUUGGAACCUCAAAAGUCCUCUUGUGCUUCCUCUCACUACCACUGGGAACAUUUAUUGGAUUCUGUGGAGCCAUUGCACAGGUUUAUUAAGGCUUUGUAGAAUAAUGAAUCUAUCUCUUAUUUUAUGGGAGAUAUGUACGCUAGGGACAAGGUGACUUUUGGUUUUGAUGCUUGAUGGAACAAAAGGUGAUGAGUGGGUAGCCUACUAGCACCACAUGGCCCUUUUUGUGAUCAUGUUUUCACAUGUUGGUUUGGUGUGAUGUUUACAAAAGCAUAGUUAAAGGAUGCACCAAAUCUAGUUGUUUAAUGGUGUAGAGGUAUAUAAGCAACAUAAUGGCAUAAAACAGUCAUGGCAGAUAUGCUAGAUAAAGAGACAUCACAGAGUAUUUUAAUAGUUUACUCUAUUCUCCUCUGCUUUCCCUUACAUUAAUGGCAUACCUUGGUCAUGCACCACUGAUCUACUCUGCCAUAUAUUGCCAUAUAUUUUUUUUAUAUGGCUCUUACUGAUCAGGUUAGAGAGACAGGUCACUGUUUGCUGUGUUAACAGAACCUUUUCCAAAGUGAAUAUCAGAUUUUUCCCAAUUGCAGUAUUUUUAAAUGAAAAUGCACUGUGGCUUUUUUGGCUAUUUAAAUAAAAUGAUGUUGAAAUGUUCUGACAACUCUAGAUCAGAAAGUUGCCAGCUCAAGCUACUCAUUGCACAGUCUUCUCUACUACUACUUCUCAUGAUUUUAAAAGACUACAAAGGAACUGCCUAUGUGGUAACUGCUUGGUUGCCAGUUGUCAAGGGAAUAAGUUUCAUGUGUGAUAGGAAUGUUCAAGACUCAAUUGGAGGGGUCCUAGGAAGACUGCCCAACUCUUAGUGGUUUUUUAGCCAGAAUAUGCAGUUUCUAAAAAAGAAACAACAAUACAUCUUGAAAGGUUUUGUAAUAGUUUAGCAUAUUAGGUCUUUUGAGUUGCUGGUUAUCUUUGGAGGGAGAGAGUCUCAGUUUUGAAGGGGUGUCCAUGGCCUCCUUGAAGAGCAGUAUGUGGUGAGAAGAUGAUUUCAGUAGUUCUUGUACCUAUAUAUUUAGAAUCUCUUGAAAGUGUAUUUUUAUACUGAAGGUCUUUGGUUGCAGAGCAUGUAAUCAUUAAGAAUAUUAGAUCUUUAGAUCAUCAGUACCUUUCAGUUUGUGGAACUUUUAGAGACUUUUUGAUAAAAUCUUUUAUGACAUCAUUGUUUGGUACAGUGGAUGCCUUUCUUCAUGAAGGACAUUAACAAGCCCCAAAUAGUCUUGAGUGUCGCUCAUUAGGACUUAUGAUUCUGGUGUUUAUGAAACAUGAUGAUCUCCAUGGGAGUUGUCACAUGAAAUCUUUGGAAAGGAAGAUGUAUGCUUACCUUUGAAGAUAGCCUCUAUUUACUUCACCUUCCCAAUUCUCUUUGCAGGUUCAGUCCAGUCUGGACAAAAUAAGGCAAUUUGGUAGCCUUUGCCAUUUACUUUAACAGAAAAAAAAAUUCAUUGGCUUUCUUCAAGAUGUCCAUUCUCUGAAAGGGACAACGUUAAUUCCUUCAGAGAAAGAUCUUUGGCAGCAGCCAAGAUGUUCUAAAUAUCUGUGGCCCAUCUCUGCAGUAAUGAGGUUUGCCAAAUGCAGUCUGGCAUCCCAAGUCCUCAAGUAAAAAUGAGGGUCUGUGAAAUAGUUGUUAAUUCACCAUUCCAGCACUUUUCUAAUCUGAUCAGUUUAGAACAGCACCCAAGUUACUGGGGACAGCAGGAGAUUAAUACGUAUUACUGUUCUUUUCUUGAAUUGAGUCAUGAAGCAGCUAUUUUUGCAUAACAUUUGAUCAUUAAAAGCUAAUUAGUGUACCAUUACCAACAGUUUUGGCCCUUCAAAUAAUUCUUUUCACUCUUAUGUUGAUAUCCAUUUAUUUUGAGAUCCUUACAGAUUAUUCCUUGAGUCAUCCUUCUUUGGAGUUUUUUGUGGUGGCACAAUUGCUUUCUCUGGAAAAGUAGACAGAUUUGAAUCUGGUCAAAAAGUUAAUGGCACAGUCCAUCUAUGAGCUUCCUUAGGUAACUGGAGGGAAUGUUAUUAUUCUGUAAGUGUUGCUAUUGCAUUUAUAUACGUACUAGCAGCACUGACUUUAUAGAUUGAACAUUAACUUAAAAGGAUGACCUGGGCCAGUGGUACCCAUAAGUACCCCUCCAGUUUUAAUAUUGGUCAGGUUUUUUCGGGGUGCCUUACGUGGUCAUUGUAGGUUAGUAUAGUACAUAGUAUGGCUCAUAGUGAAGCUGGAUUUUCACUGUUAAAGAUUGUUUUCUAGGUGUAUCUAAAUCUAAGUACUUUCUCUCUACGGUUACUGUUACAUUGCACCAAAAACUUCUUGGGGAGGUCUCAUAGUUCUAAGGAUGUUUUCCAAAUAUUUAAUGUUCAUUUCACACAUUUCUUCAUUUCUAAGGUUGCCUGUUUGAAAUUCUGGAGUUCUAACAAACCAUGCAGAAUAUUAUAUCUGUAGAACUUUGUGCCUAAAGUCACUGUUGAUUUAAGGGUGAAUAGGACAGAAAAACAAGUUGGAUAUGAAAUAUUAAGUCUUAUUCUACUUGGCUCCUUUCACUUAAUGUUUAUAGGAAUUUUGUUUUAAUACAGUCAUAGUAGUGAUUUCUGUUUUUAAGUUUACUUUGUAAUUACAUUUUGUAGCUUCACUGAUUUUGAGUUACAUUGAGAGAAAGUGCUUUUAAUAUUUCAGAUAUUUCAAACAAUUUCAGACAUAAAGAUUUUAAAUGUUAGCAGUUAAGUUGUAGUGUUUUUAUAAUAGGAAUCAUCUACAGAGGUUUAUAAUCCUUGUAGACUUUUCUUGUAAACUUUAAAAGUAAAACUGCAAGUACUUUCCAGGUAUAUUAAACUGCAAUUGUAUUCUUACAGAUUUGAUUUUUUAAGUAUAUACUGUACAGUAAGUAAGAUUUAAGAUUCCUUAUUUUGAAACACAUGAUCAUAUGCUGAAACUGUGUAAGUCAUUCUUGGUUAACAGUGUCAUUUAGGCAUACUGUCUUAUUUGCAUUAUGUAUGUUAAGCUUUGCAGACCAUAAUAUUUUCUAUUUUUCUGUCCCAGAUGUGACAAUAAGUUUCUGUGUACUGUAAAAGUACUAAAACAGCUAAACCUAUCGUUGUUAAAACAGGCAUUGUUAGUAUAAAUAUUAAAUGUACCAGUAUCUUAUCUGUAAAGUGACAGGUUUUAUAUUGUGUGCAGUAAUGUUCCAUUGGGAAAAGUAUGUGCUUAUGGCUUUCUUAAUUAAUAUGUAAUUACUUGUCCUAAAAACAUUGUGAUCAUUAGAUUUUGACCAGGAGCUUGAGAUAUCGUUUUUCACAAUUCUCAGUAUUUAGAGGAAAAAUUUGUGGUUGUUCUGUGUUGUAAAUUGAUAGCUCCCAAGCUUUCUUACUGCAAAUAAUAGAUAGUGAUGAUAAAUUUGAUUUAUGGUUUUAUAGUGAUGAUAAAUUUGAUUUAAGGUUUUAUAGUACCAUUGCUUUGGUAUGUCAAUGCAGUUUUUAUGUUCUUUGUUGUUAUUAAAAAAUGCUGCAGUCAUAUUUCUCCUCCAUGCAUACUUUACCACUUGAUUUUAUAUGAAUCUCUGAGGCUGUUUUAUUUACAGUAAUUUAUCACUGCUGUAUUGCUAGUCACGUUUGAAAUAAUGCUGAUGAAUUUAGGUAUUAGUACAUAUAAGGUCAUUGUAAAUCAUUAUCAGUAAGAUAUCACUCAUUUUCCAGUUUGUUUUGAAUUAAAGUGUAUUUUUAAAAGGUCAUUGGCAUUGGGACCAACAAGAGCUUCAUUGUCAUAUGAGCCUACUCCUAUUUAUUUGGUAUUGAUCAUUCAUUUUUGCCAUAGAAUAAUUGGAGAUGAAACACAUCACAGUUGUCUGCUAUUGUCUUAGACAUAUUUUAGUUGAUACAGAGGUAUGCUAGAUGGCAGUAGUAUUAAUUUUUGAAUAGCUAGUAAAGAUACUUACAUUGUUAAAACAGUAGUAAUUUUCAAAUAACUAUACUUACUAGAAGUGCAUUACUUUCUUGUCCAUUUAAGAGAGUUGCAUCACCGUGCAUGUGUAAAAGUUUGGUUUGUCAUAUAUUGUCAUUUUUUUAGCAUAUAUUAUCAUUAAUUCUGGUGCUGCCUAUGGUGUGCCUUAUGCAAUUCACUGUAGACUGUACUUAAGGUUUGUAAUUUUCAUGUUUCCUUUGGCCUUUUCCCACACAUCUGCCCACCUUUGACCUUGCCUUCAUCUAAUAUCCACAUCAAUCUGUGACCAUGGAAUUGCCUGAAUGGGAAGUGGAGAUCACUUCAGAUUUGGAGCUUAUCUGUAGUAUACCUGAACCUGAAUAUGAGAAUGAUGGAGAGAAUCUGACUUCACAUUGCAGAAACUAUACUGUAUCUCUGUUGUGGAUGUUGGGAACCAUGUUCAUCUUGGCUGUACUUAUUUUACCCUUUUCUCCAGAACUGCUACAAGAAUGUAAUUGGAUGUAAACAUUUGUUUCAUAAUUAGAUAGAAAAUGGGCCUAAACAUAGUUUGGUCUGCAAUUCGAGGAACAAGUUGAAUUUUAUAAAUAUAGAUUCAGAGGUAACUCUACAGUGAUUACUAAGUAAGACUGGUUAAUAUUCUCAGCUAUAAGGAAUGGUUAUUACUGUAAGCAGCAUAGUAAACAUUGAGUGCGCUUUUGGUUGAAAUUGUUCCUAGCACACCACAUUGAGAACCCAAGAUUUAGAGCCAAAAUGAUUUUUCUGCCUACCAUUUGUUUGAAGAUUAGAGUAGUUAAACUUAAUAGAUGCCAUUGGUUUCUCUCAAACAAGAACAACUACAAUUAGAAUCAAUGUAGACACUGAAAAAGAUUGAUAAAAAGCUUGUUAAGACAUCAUUACUUUGGAGGAUAUUUUACUGGAACAUGUUUGUAAAAACAGGAGUACAGUAUUAAGUAUUCAUCCACAACAGCCUUAGGGGUGUUAGUCCUAUUAGUGACCUCUUGUGAUGCAUUGUUGGCAUUACUCCUAGCUGCACCCAGUUUUUAGCUUUGACUACCGACCCCCAACCCUGCUAACCAUUAACUCUUACUGCAACUGUAGAGUUUUCUCCUGGUUUCACUUUAGAUCAUUGUACUUUAUCUCCUUUGUUUUCUUAAUGUCUCUGUUCAACCACUAACUUUUUCCCUGUCUAAAGCGCUGAAUGGGUGAAAGUGCUGUAGUGUUUCCAGAUGUUGAAUUCAAGAGCUAUAUGUAAUUGGUUGUCUUAAUAGUAAUACAGUACCUUUAGUGCUGUCCAGAUAAACCUGAAAGCUAUCAUAUGCUUGAUACACUUCAGUGGAUUAGGAAAAUUAUGGAAUCUUAAAAAAAUGAGACAUCUGGUAAUACCAGGCUGACAAAAAUUUAGAGAUCUUGUGUGUAGAAUUUCCAUUAGUCAGUAAACCAGUGCAGUAUCUGCAUAUCUCCCUGAGUAAUUGGGUAGUAGAUAUAAUUUACUGAAAACUUGCCUGACCAUUAGUUACCUCAAAUGGUAUGCAGUUGUAUUUCUUUGAUUGAUAGCACCUCAUAUAUAAGAUAUAAUGAAAAUGAUAGUACAGUGCAGUUUGUGGGAGAGGGUAAGCACCACCAUCCUUAGAAAUAGUUAUUCCUUUCAAGGUGAAUCACUCUUCAAGAAGUGCUGUACUGAUUUUGACAUAAAUUUGCUAUCUUUACCUAAAAAUAUACACAUGAAUGUUUCCAUUUCAAAUUGAAACUCAAUAUGUCAAAAGAGAAAGUUCAAAUUAGAUAGCCAAAUGGAUGUUUUCUUAUCUAGAGAUUAUUUCACAUUCUACACACCAUGCUUUUGGGUUAAGCACCACAACAAGGAGGCUAUACUAUUAUAACCAUUAGCAAGAUCUGUGUAAUGUAAUGUAAUGUUAGCUUAAAUUAUGCCACAGUCUUGAUGCUACAUGUACUAAUAGCUUUUUGGGCUGCUUAGAUCAAUCAACAGAAAUCUGAGCAAGUGUUACUUACUGAUCAUAUGUAAUAUUAGAGUAGAAAGGACAGCACUGAUGGUGACAACCAGGGUUAGUGCAGCAUCACUAACAUUUCCAGGUGUAAUAAACAUUUCAUAGUUAUUCAGAUGCAAUAUUUUUUAUUUAUCACAACUCAACCUAACAUGAAAAAAUGUUGAUGCAUAUUACCUGUAAAGUUGCAUUUCACAACUCUUUCUACCUUUGCUCAUACUGAACUAUUGUAUUCUUAUCUGUAGGGGAUUAAUAUUUAUAGUGUACCUGUGUGGCACAGUGCAGACAUUAAAGGUUCAUUGCAGUGCACCUUCAUCCCAGAUGCAUUGCUUUCUUUCUUUCUCUUUUCAGCCAUUUCCAAGGUUUUUUCCACCUAGUGGUCUUAACUUCUGUCAUACUUUAUUCUGUUUUCCACUCUGGUUUAAGAACAUUUUUUGGGUGACCUCAUUAAAAGUCUAAACAGUGUGAUCAUUGAACCAUUUUACAUUAGUAUAUCAACCCACUGACCAUUAAAGGAGUGAACAAGCAGUGUAGGUUACUCUUACUACACCACAACUAAUAUGGGGUGAAGUUUGAAUACUAUUUGAUAUAGUAUUGUAGUGUGCUCUACAGUUUCACCCAGUGUCCAUUUCAGAAUAGGCCUGUAAAUUGUGAUAUUUUUAUUUUGGUUUGCAAAGCUUUGUGUGGUUUAUGUAAAAAGUUGGUGGUAUUAUUAGGUAUAUUAAACCUUUACUGUAAUAAUAAUGUGUAAAUGUGAUUAUAAUACUGUACUGUAUAUUGUGUAUAUUCCAGCGGAACUGGUUGAAAGUAAAUUAUCGUUUUACACAUGAAAUUAGAAUUUGGUAAUUUAUCUGUGAAAAAUAUUUGCUCUAUGUGAUGUGCUAUACUCCAUUUCAUAUUUAGCUUGUUGUACAAGAUGUAUGUUUUUAUGUAUUGUUGGUCUUACUUUUUGUCACCAAUUUUACACAUCUGUGAUAUUCUUUAGAACAAUUUUUCAUUAAGCUUCAAAUACACUUUUGCUAUA